AUGCCUACGGACCCGCUCAAGGUUCUCAUUGUAGGCGCAGGGUUUGGUGGUCUCACGGCUGCUAUUGAAUGCCGCAAGAAGGGCUUUUCUGUCAUCCUUUUCGAGGGUAACACUAGCCGGCGUCAACUCGGCGACAUCAUCUCCUUUGGCUCAAAUUCAGGACGUAUCUUCCGUAGCUGGCCUGGCGUCGAGGAGAAGCUCGAUCCAAUAUGCCAUCACAGCGACGGCCUCGACUUUCGCACCUACGAUGACGAAUUCCUUACCCGCCAGAUAUGGGAUGCGGAAGCGAACUGGGGAAAAAGAUUUAAUGGUCAUCGAGGAGAGAUUCAUGAAGUGGUGUGGAAUCACGCAAUCGACGUCGGUGUAGACAUUAGGCUUGGCUGCAAGGUACAAGAGUAUUUCGAGACAGAGACUGAAGCAGGUGUGGUAGUCAACGGCGAGAGGAUAGUGGGUGACGUUGUUCUCGCUGGGGAUGGUGUGAGGAGUCUGGCACGCACUAUCGUGUUGGGAUUUGAAGAUAAGCCAAAGAGCUCCGGAUAUGCCGUGUAUCGGGCUUGGAUGCCCACUGAUGGGUUGAAGAAGAAUCCAUCGACGGCAUGGCUCGCGAAUCCUGAAAAAGAUCUUCACGUGGGCUGGCUAGGUCCUGAUGUACAUUUCCUGGUGGCGACACUCCAGAAGGGCACUGCUUGUUCCUGGGUACUGACGCACAAGGAUGAGGCUGAUGUGGAAGAAAGCUGGUCGGCACCUGGAUACGUCGAUGAGGCCAUCAAGGCAGUUUCCAAUUGGGCACCAGUUGUUCACGACAUCAUUCGUGCGACCCCCGACGGAGCUUUGGUGGACUGGAAGCUUGUGUUUCGUGAUCCUCUACCUACAUGGAUAAGUCCUAAACGAAGGAUUGCGCUUAUUGGAGACUCAGCUCAUCCAUUCUUGCCAACUUCCAUACAGGGUGCUUCGCAAUCAAUGGAGGAUGGUGUGACGGCUGCCGUCUGUCUUGAACUUGCAGGCAAGCAAAACGUACCAGAAGCUAUCCGUGCAUACGAGAAGAUCAGGUAUCCCCGCGUACUGGCUACGCAAAGAACUGGAGUUACAAAUCGGGAUGCAUGGCAUAAGGCGGAUUUUGACUAUGUCAGGAAGAAUCCCGAGAGCGUAAAGCUGCCACGUCUGGACUGGGUCUUGAACUUUGACUGCGAAAAGCAUGCUUACGAUGUGUACCAAGAUACAGUUGAGUCGUUGAGAGCAGAUCCAGGUUGGAAGCCAGAUACCACGUUGUGA
Messenger RNA from Paraphaeosphaeria sporulosa, 1272 nucleotides. Its product is annotated as putative monooxygenase. Lineage: Eukaryota; Fungi; Ascomycota; Dothideomycetes; Pleosporales; Didymosphaeriaceae. Gene Ontology annotation, molecular function: monooxygenase activity; FAD binding. The coding region runs from base 1 to 1272 and encodes 423 amino acids. The transcript is spliced from 2 exons. Gene Ontology annotation, biological process: secondary metabolite biosynthetic process. The record is from RefSeq and is a predicted model, not a curated record.